AUGGCACCGACGCAGCUCAGCAUUGUGCUGGAGCGCCUGCUCAACGAACUCGGAAUAGCCAACCUCAGUAUGUUCGAGGCUGUGCUCAUGCACGAUACAGGCGCGGUGCUCGACGCGAUCCGAAGCACCGCUGCAGCCGCAGAGGCUGGUGCGGCGGUUUAUGCCAGCUCGGCCACGAGCAAUGUUGUUGUGUGCCGAAGCAGCACUGCUACCGCUGGCGCAAUCUCUGUUCAGCACGAGGGCAGCAUCUCCCGCACUCUCGUCAGCACAGACGCGCAAACCACGCUAAAGGGCUGCCUCGGGUGGUGUUGCCUUAUUUCGAGUGGAGGACCUUGGGGGCGAUUUGUGGGGGUUGCAAUUCGAGGAGGCGACACGCAUGUGCCGCUCAGCUUACCACGGUUUGAGACUAUCAUGCUUCCGGGCGAGCGAUUCGUAGUCGAAGGCGUCACGUGGCACGAAGCAGCCGCCCAAAAUUACACGACGGCCAGCCUCGGCGCGGCGAUCGAGGGUAGCCUCGAGGAGCGGGUCGGCGCCAUCGAGCGCUUGAUCGAGUCAGAGGCAGGAGAGGCGCCGGAACUGCCAGACACCGAGGCGCUUGCAGCCAUCUCACUAGCGGACGCCGGCCUCGACACGGGGCGGCCGGCUGCCCCCGACUCCUCGUUCGUCACGUCUAUCCUUUCGCAGUAUCUCGCGAAUGCCGUCCGCGGCGCUUGCUGGGGUGUUAUUGCGUUCGGAUCCGCCUUCGUUCCCGCCGUGUACCCCAGCGCCUUGCGGUGGCUCCUGUAUGAGUCCCAUAUGACCAUGUAA
Messenger RNA from Emiliania huxleyi CCMP1516, 807 nucleotides. RefSeq lists its product as hypothetical. NCBI's taxonomy places the organism in Eukaryota, Haptophyta, Isochrysidales, Noelaerhabdaceae. The coding region runs from base 1 to 807 and encodes 268 amino acids. The record is from RefSeq and is a predicted model, not a curated record. The transcript is spliced from 4 exons.